This is a messenger RNA of Cynocephalus volans (Philippine flying lemur), 616 nucleotides long. RefSeq names its product bone marrow stromal antigen 2-like. Gene Ontology annotation, molecular function: metalloendopeptidase inhibitor activity. Lineage: Eukaryota; Metazoa; Chordata; Mammalia; Dermoptera; Cynocephalidae. Gene Ontology annotation, biological process: innate immune response; defense response to virus. The transcript has 4 exons. The record is from RefSeq and is a predicted model, not a curated record. The coding region runs from base 66 to 614 and encodes 182 amino acids. Gene Ontology annotation, cellular component: Golgi apparatus; cell surface.
GCCGGUAGAAGGUUUCAGCAACCUCCCGAACUCCUCUUCAAACUCUCUGCAGCUUUUAGAUUUGGAUGUCACCAACUUUUUACCACUAUAGGCCAGUGCCCAUGGAUGACCAAUUGAAGGAGGAAGGACAGGGACCCCACAAGCUGCUGCUGUUGAUAGGGAUCUCUGUGCUCCUGGUGGUGGUUGUGGGUCUGGGGGUGCCCCUGAUCAUCUUCGCUCUCAAGGCCAACAGCAAGGCCUGCCAGGACGGCCUCCAGGCAGAAAUGGAGCACCGCAAUGUCACUCACCUCCUGCAGCACCAGCUGACCCAGGCCCAAGAGGGCUUCCUGCAGGCUGAGACACGGGCUGCCACCUGCAACCACACUAUGGUGACCCUGCUGGCUUCCCUGGAGGAGAAGACGGCUCAGGGCCUGAAGCAGCAGGCGCAGGUGGAGGAGCUUCAGGGAGAGAUCACGAAAUUGAACCUGAGGCUGCAAAACACUCUGGCGGAGGUGGAACGACUGAGAGAGAAGGAGGCCUCGAGAGAGCACGAGCGCUCGCCCACCAGCGCCGCCUCCAGCCUCACGGUGGCCCCCGCGCUCUCGCUCCUGGGCCUCCGCGUUCUGCUGCUCUGAGA